Molecule: messenger RNA, 1588 nt
Organism: Ectocarpus sp. CCAP 1310/34
Lineage: Eukaryota; Phaeophyceae; Ectocarpales; Ectocarpaceae
Source: the annotation of a GenBank genome assembly
GUCGCGCGCCUCUCAACGUUCUCUCUAUCUCAGUGGGCGAACGUCAUGAGACUUGAAGCAUCGAUUAGCCUUCCCUUUAGCUGCCAUGCGGUGGAGUUCAGCCCGUUUGACGGCGAGCGGCUAGCGGUGGCGACAGCUCAGUACUUCGGCAUCGUUGGGAACGGGCGGUUGCACAUCUUCGGCAGACAUGGGGGAGACGUUACGAACAGCUCGCCCGCCUGGGAGCAGCGAGAGCUGCGGAGCUUCGACACGCAGGCCGGGCUUUUCGACUGCGCGUGGAGCGAGUGCCAUCCCCACCAGAUGGCCACCGCGGGGGCAGAUGGCCAAGUUAAACUUUGGGACCUAGGAGCUGUGGACGGGUUCCCGGUGGCUGACUGGAGAGAGCACACGCAAGAGGUGUCGGGCGUGGACUGGAAUCUGGUUUCGAAGGACUUGUUCGCGUCAGCUUCUUGGGACGGCAGCGUGAAACUGUGGACACCAAGCGCGGGAGUGUCGUCGCAUACUUUUCGAGAUCACGGGCGGCACCCCGUUUACGGUGCUAUUUGGAGCCCGUUUAGCCCUGGCCAGCUGCUCUCUUUCUCCGGGGAUGGGACUGCGAGGGUGCUCGAUGUCAGCAGCCCCGGUGCUGUGACUGUGCUGGACGGACACGGGGGCGCGGAGGUCCUAGCGGGGGACUGGGACAAGUACAACCAACCAGUGGUCGCCACGGGUUGCGCCGACCGGGCGGUGAGGACGUGGGACCUCCGUCAACCGAGGGUGCCGUUGUCUGUCAUGCUGGAGCACCGGUACGCCGUGAAAAGACUACGAUUUUCGCCGCACCAAUCCGGCGUCCUCGCCACCGCCUCGUACGACACGUCCGUGAUCUUGUGGGACACGAAGAUAACUCCUCCUCCUGCGGGGACCGGGAUGUUUCCUCUGGCGGGGGAGGGGAGGGGUGGGGGGGGGCACGGGCGGAGGUCCCCGCGGCUGCUAGACCGAUGUGUGGGCCACACGGAGUUUGUCGCGGGGGUGGCGUUCUCGUUGUUCGAGCCGCGUUUGAUGGCCACCUGCGCGUGGGAUCGGCGGCUUUGCCUUUGGCGAUCGUUGUGAGGAUACACUACUAUACAUGACGCGAACGCGUUUUUUCUUCGUUUUGAUGUUUGUGCUUGUGGUGUGUGUGUGCAUACCAUGAACUAUGUACAUAUUCGGUGCUUGUUGGAGCUCUGAGUUGGUGCGAGACGGAAUAUUGCCCGGUGUGGAUGCUGUUGUUCUGUUCCUUGUGUUGUCUUGCUUGUGCGAGACGGACGUGUGUGUGUGGUGGAAGUGCCGCUGCGACGCCGCCUACGGAAAUUUUCUGUCCAAGUUCGGCAGCUCCCCGUCUAUUGUAAGCUCCGAUGUACUCGCUCACGCGUCAGGGUGUGCCUUAAGUGAUACCCACGGUGGAGUUGUAGAUAGAUGUAUCUAACAGCACGGGUAAAUCGAUGUAUUGGAAAAGUGUGGGGCGAGUUAGUUUUAUCGUUCGGUCUUGAACCAACACGCAUGGAUUUGGGUAUAUCCUUCCACGCACCAACUGAUAUUAAGACCAACCGACCGACUAUUAGUUCAAGAU